AUGUCAACUGCUAUGCAAGCUCUCACCGCUAAUUAUACUGCAUCUCAACAAGAACUUGAAGACCUUGUGAUUGCUAGACAGAAGCUGGAAACUCAACUUCAGGAAAACAAAAUUGUACAAGAUGAAUUUGGCACUUUAAAAGACGAUACCAAAGUCUACAAGCUUACGGGAAACGUCCUACUACCAGUGGAACAAUUCGAGGCGAAGAAUAAUGUGAGCAAAAGACUAGAGUUUAUCACGGGAGAAAUCAAGAGAUGUGAGGAGAACAUCAAGAACAAACAGACGGCACAGGAUCAAAUGCGGGCUGAAAUCAUGAAGGCCCAACAAGCAGCUCAGGGGGCAUAG
This is a messenger RNA of Lachancea dasiensis, 345 nucleotides long. The record is from the annotation of a GenBank genome assembly. Lineage: Eukaryota; Fungi; Ascomycota; Saccharomycetes; Saccharomycetales; Saccharomycetaceae.